CCCUUGCUUUGGUGGGAGAGACAUAAACAGCGAACAAGGAAACCUAGAAAUAAAAAUAGGAAACCAAAAAAAAAAAAAAAACAGUGAAAAAAGAGAGAUCGUCUCCCAGCCCUAAAAUUUCACUCAUUGUUUUAUAUAAGCUUCGGUGACCAAAUUCUUUUCACAGAUUCGUCUUAGAUUCUUUUAGUUUUCGUUGCCGUAGAUUGUGAUAUCGGUCUUGGAAGGGGAAGUGAUUAAGAUGCCGCCACUAAUGUCUGGCUCCAGAGCAUUCGGUUCUGUACUUUCGCGUAAAAAAUGUGUCAGGCACUUGAUUAGGUCUUGCAGGAGGGAUAUGCAGUUGCAGAAAUUCGAUGUGGCUCGAUGUAUUAGUGGCAUUACAGGUAUUCAGACCCCAUCGAUCCACAAUCCUGUGAAGGAUGUAAACUGUUCAAUUGAGAAUUUUUGUAAUAGGACAAGUUUUGUGCAAAAACGCCAGUUUCUCGGUUGCGGAGAUGGUGAAGAGGGCAGUGUUCUCUCCAAAGUCUAUGAGGAGAGACGCGUUUUAGGGUAUUCUCCUGAGCAGUUAUUUGAUGUGGUUGCCGCAGUGGAUUUGUAUCAUGGGUUUGUCCCCUGGUGUCAACGCUCUGAGGUACUCAAACACUAUCCAGAUGGAUCUUUUGAUGCCGAGCUGGAGAUUGGCUUUAAAUUUCUGGUUGAAAGUUAUGUUUCCCAUGUAGAGUUGGACAGACCAAAGUUUAUAAAGACAACCGCGUCGCAGAGUUCCCUCUUCGACCACUUGAUAAAUAUAUGGGAAUUCAAUCCUGGUCCAGUUCCAGGAAGUUGUGACAUUCAUUUCUUGGUGGACUUUAAGUUCCAGUCGCCACUAUACCGACAGGUGGCAUCCAUGUUCUUCAAGGAGGUUGUCUCUCGACUGGUUAGUUCAUUCAGUGAUCGCUGCCGUUUAAUUUACGGACCAGGGGUCCGGGUCCUUGAAAGGCCUUACGGACAAGGAGCAUGAAAGUGUCUGUUGUUGAUUUAAGGAGACAUUGGGGGGGACAAAUGAAUUCCUGCAGGAAUGCAUUUUUCAGAAGCAGCCAUAGGUCAAUUAGUGCAACAAUUCUUGCUGGUUCGUCAUAAUUUGUAUGAUGCCUAACCCGUUUAAUUGUUUGGAUAAUAGUAAUAUAAGGCUCUAAAUUUGCAUUUGCCAUAUUGGCCUAUAGUUUUUCUUCCCUCUUAACUUGUAAGGAUCAAUGCAAUUCUAAUUUCUCUUUAGAGUUA
This is a messenger RNA of Tripterygium wilfordii, 1257 nucleotides long. RefSeq names its product coenzyme Q-binding protein COQ10 homolog, mitochondrial. Bases 239 to 997 code for a protein of 252 amino acids. Gene Ontology annotation, biological process: ubiquinone biosynthetic process; cellular respiration. The transcript is spliced from 5 exons. Gene Ontology annotation, molecular function: ubiquinone binding. Lineage: Eukaryota; Viridiplantae; Streptophyta; Magnoliopsida; Celastrales; Celastraceae. The record is from RefSeq and is a predicted model, not a curated record.